AUGCUGGGGUGCUCUCUUGGGGGUGCUGCACCCCCUACACCAGCUGGGGAAAGGCGAGGCACUAGGGGGCGUGAGCUCCUGCCGCUGCUGCUGCUUCUCCUGUCACGCCGGGUUUGGGCGCAGCAGCAGGGACCCUGCCCCAAGUUCUGUGAGUGCUCCGAGGUGGCCAGGACAGUGAAGUGCAUCAACAAGAACCUGACCGAGGUGCCACCGCAUCUGCCUCACUAUGUGCAGAACCUCUUCCUCAUGGGCAACAACAUCAGUCACCUCUCGGCGGCCACGUUCCUCUCUGAGCCUCACCUAAACCUUAGCCACCUCAACCUCAGCAGCAAUGGCCUGGAAUGGGUGGACCACGAGACUUUUGCCAGGCUGCCCAGCCUGAAGCAGCUGGACCUCAGCAGCAAUGCCCUGGUCGAGAUCAGCCCCAUGGCCUUUGGCAACACCAGCAGCCCCUUGGAGGAGCUGCAUCUGGGCAGCUCCCUCUCUAACAAUAGCCUGGUGACCGUCCUGGCCAAACUGCUCCAGAAGGGGACUUUCCUGAACUUGCAGCACCUGGAUCUGUCCAGCAACAACCUGCUGUAUCUGCCUGCAGGCAUGCUUUCCCAGCUGCCCAGCCUGAGGCAACUGGACCUGCACAACAACUCCCUGCUGAGUUUGCGGAACGUGUCCUUUCGGAACCUCCAUCAAUUGCAGAGCUUCAACCUUGGUGACAACGCCCUCAAGUGCCUCAAGAAUGACACUCUCCGGCAACUCCGCAGCCUUCCCAGGCUCACCAUGCUCAACCUCAGCCGUAACUCCUGGGUCUGUGACUGUGACAUCGAGGACAUGGCCAGCUGGCUCAAGCACACUGACCAGGUGCAGGCCAAGGGAGCCCUCCUGUGCUCUUACCCUGAGGAGAUGGAGAAUCGCUCCUUGGUGAGCCUCGACUUUGCCCAGCUGAGCUGCCCCAAGCUCCCAGAUAACCAGUCCCAGCUCCAGACUUCUUAUGUCUUCCUCGGGAUAGUCCUGGCCCUCAUUGGUGCCAUUUUCCUCCUGGUUUUAUACUUGAACCGAAAAGGCAUCAAAAAGUGGAUGUACAAUAUCAGGGAUGCCUGUAGAGACCACAUGGAGGGAUACCACUACAGGUAUGAGAUCAACGCAGACCCCAGGCUAACAAACCUCAGCUCCAAUUCUGACGCCUGA
This is a messenger RNA of Varanus komodoensis (Komodo dragon), 1182 nucleotides long. RefSeq names its product trophoblast glycoprotein (gene TPBG). Gene Ontology annotation, molecular function: protein binding. Gene Ontology annotation, cellular component: plasma membrane. The record is from RefSeq and is a predicted model, not a curated record. NCBI's taxonomy places the organism in Eukaryota, Metazoa, Chordata, Lepidosauria, Squamata, Varanidae. Gene Ontology annotation, biological process: negative regulation of canonical Wnt signaling pathway. The coding region runs from base 1 to 1182 and encodes 393 amino acids. The transcript has a single exon.